AUGAGAGAUAAUAAACGAAAUGAUUGUAGUCAUGGAGAAAAUUGUGAGAGAAGGUAUAAUGAAAGGGAUUCCAAAAGAGAUGAUCGAAGAAAUGAUAAGGAAUACGAUCAUUUUAAAGAGUAUAAUACGUCAAUGAACUUGCAGAGAAAUGAAAGGGAAAAUUGGGGAAAAGAAAAUUUUUUCCGAAAUAGAUUUAAUCGUCCGAAGAUUAAUAUGCAAAAUGUAAAAUGUUAUUCAUGUGGAGAAUUUGGGCAUAUAAGUAGAAAUUGUGUUGAGGGUGCAAUGUUUAACAAGCAACCGAUUAAAUGUAAUAGAUGUGGAGGAGUUGGACAUAGUAGUGAAAAAUGUUAUGUUCCGACGUAUCGUAUUAUGGGAAAUAAUCAAAGAACAUUUCAAUGUGAAAGAUGUGGAAAAAUGGGACAUGCUAAAGAGAAUUGUUAUGUAAGAGAACCGAUAAAUGGAGAACAUUUCCGGCAGUGA
Messenger RNA from Gordionus sp. m RMFG-2023, 480 nucleotides. Its product is annotated as DNA-binding protein HEXBP-like. Gene Ontology annotation, molecular function: zinc ion binding; nucleic acid binding. NCBI's taxonomy places the organism in Eukaryota, Metazoa, Nematomorpha, Gordioida, Chordodea, Parachordodidae. The coding region runs from base 1 to 480 and encodes 159 amino acids. The record is from RefSeq and is a predicted model, not a curated record. The transcript has a single exon.